AUAUGCUCCAUAGGUGCGGGAUGGAAUUUGUGCCUUCUGUUAUUGCUGUUGUGAUGAUGGGGAUGGGCAUUUUGCCGGAGGAGGGAGGGGAGGGGUGGAUGUGUUUGUUUGUUGUAUGGUGAAAGGGAGAUGGAGGAGGAGAACAGAUAUGUCUGACGGAAUUAAGUCCAGACACUCCGUCCUCCGUCGGAGGUACGUACGGUACAUAUCUUAGCGGCCGAUCUCCCGCCACUUCGAGCUGCCAUUAUCCCUCCUCACUUCACAAUUUCACUAUCUUCCUUACUUCUCACUCACUAUCCUACAAAGAAAAAGAAAAAGAAAAAGGGUAUGGACAAUGCCACCCAACAACAACAGAGAAAUAGACGACGAAGAUGAAGACGAAUACUUCCUCCCCCUACAAGACCAACGAGUCUUCGGCGCAGGGAUCCGUCGCAAGCGCGUGCCGUUCGUGCGCUCCUCCGAACAACAUCAGCAACAUCUCUCUACCACCACCACCACACGGGUAUCAUCCUCUGAGCCAGCAACACCUUCUUCCUCUACUUCGACCGGGCAGAGUAUAGCGAAUAGAUACCUCUCGAUUGUUCUGUCGAAGUCGAAGUCGAAUCCCGCUACUCCAGAACCGAGUUCGAGUUCACAACCACAUAGUGAGCAGAAGGAGGAAGUUGAAGAAGAAGAUGUUGAGAUUUGCCCCGUGUGUAACCUUCCAUAUACUACUACACCUACACACGACACAUCAGGAGGAAUAGGAGGAGAAGGAGAAGGAAGGAGGCAUAUACACGAAGCUACACUCCCGCAUCAACUGAGUCUCCCGCAUUCGCACCCGCCGUCUCAUCUUGAUCGCACACGGCCCGGACUGCGGUAUCUCGCGGCGUAUGGCUGGGAUCCGGAUUCGCGGGUGGGAUUGGGACCUCAAGGAAGAGAGGGCAUACGGGAGCCGGUGAAGGGGAAGGUGAAGGAGGAUACGGUGGGGUUGGGGGCUGUUGUUCCUGAGGUUAAGGAUAAGAGUGGAGAUAAAGGGGGGAGGGGGAGGGUGCAGAAGAAGAAGAAGGUGUUGAAUGCGAAGGAGGUGAGGAAGGGACAGUUGGAGGAGAGGAAGAAGGGGGAGAGGUUACGGGAGUUGUUUUUCCAGGAUGAGGAUGUGUUGAGGUAUCUUCAUGGGAAGUAGGUUCUUUUUUUUUUCUUAUAGAUUAUUGGUUUCGGGAUGGGAGCGUUGGUUUGGUAUAUACCCAGGAGUUUGAAUAAGUAUUAGGGUUCUGCUGGUUUGCAUGGUACAUACAUAGUCACUACAUACACAGAAGAUACUAGAGGCUAGUAUUAAUGUCCGCAGGAAGUGUGCUGCGGAACGAGGCUGGUUCAGUUGGAAGAAUGGCCAAGGCUACCGGAAGAAGCGGUGCUUCUUUUCCUUCUUCUCUUU
This is a messenger RNA of Aspergillus piperis CBS 112811, 1414 nucleotides long. Its product is annotated as putative G-patch domain protein. NCBI's taxonomy places the organism in Eukaryota, Fungi, Ascomycota, Eurotiomycetes, Eurotiales, Aspergillaceae. The record is from RefSeq and is a predicted model, not a curated record. Gene Ontology annotation, molecular function: nucleic acid binding. Bases 335 to 1165 code for a protein of 276 amino acids. The transcript has a single exon.